CGUCCCGCUACCAGAAAUAAGUACCGAUUCAGAUGAUUGUGAUAUUAUUUAGGACUGAAAUAUACGCAGAAACUGGAAAGAAUACUACAAUAAACGCAUUUCAAACAAAAAUUUAUUUCUAAAAACUCCAGAAAUACCACGUAGCCGGGGCGUAUGUUCGUCGCGCAUGAAUAUUAGCCAACCACUUCCGGCAAUCGUCCAUCUGGUUUCUUGUGCGACUGGAUAUCAGCCGAGUUGGAGCCGAAGAGCAAAUUGCUUCAAACUUAGGACGGACCUUACCGGAAACAGUACUGUAACUUUCAGUGCUGUUCGACUGGACCUGAUAUACGACUAUGAGCUCGGACAUGGCGCAGAUCUCCGAGGACAUUCCUGCACCCGAUGCGUCCAGGUCAGAAGAAGGGGACAUCCCGAGCUACUAUGAGGCCUUCCCGCCCCUCUCAGAGGGGGAGUCCCCACGGGCUGGGGCGUCUGCAUCCACACCUGCUGCUGCUCAGUGGGGCCCCACUAAUAAGAUGAUGUUGAGGACUUCUACUACAACCCAGGUUUUCCGCGUUCCUUUGGAAGAGCGUCGUUUCCAAGAAAUCAAUGAGCACGGGUUUGGCGAGGCAGGAGAACAGGCCAAGAUCUGCAAGGACAUCAUGCAGAAAACUGGUGUUGCCAUAGAGAUGAGCCUUGCCAAAGAUCAGAGCCUCACUGUGGUUAUUACGGGGAAGAUAGAGAAUGUGAUGAAAGCGAGGCGCAUGGUGGUCAACCAACUGCAAACCCAGGCCAACGUUACCAUGAAGAUCCCCCGAGAGCACCAUCGUUUUAUUCUGGGCAAAAGCGGCAAGAAGCUUCAGGAGCUGGAGCUGAACACCACCACCAAGAUCACCAUUCCGCGUCCGGAGGAGAACUCCGACGUCAUCCGUAUCGUGGGCACCAAGGAAGGAAUAGAUAAAGCCAGACAUGAGCUACAGUUGAUAACUGAUGAACAGGCCAAAUUGGCAUUUGAGCGUCUCCCCAUUGCUAAGAUUUACCAUCCAUUCAUCUGUGGACCAAACAACGCUCUGAUGAAGGAGCUUCAAGACAAGACGGGAGCCCGCAUACAUGUGCCGCCACCUAGUGUUAUGAAGGAUGAGAUUGUUGUGUCUGGAGAGAAGGAAGGUGUCCAUGAGGCCAAGGCUACUAUCAUGAAGAUUUACGAGGAAAAGAAACGCAAGUGUCAGACUGUAUCUGUUGAGGUGAGGAAAUCUCAGCACAAGUAUGUGAUUGGACCUCGCGCUGGGGCGCUGAACGAAAUCCUCCAGGCCACAGGGGUGUCUGUGGAGGUCCCCCCACUGGACAGUCCAUCUGAGACCAUCACGCUGAGGGGUGAGCAGGACAAACUGGGACCUGCACUGACCAUGGUGUAUUCUAAGGCUAACUCUGUGGUAAUAGCUGAAGUUGUGGCCCCAGCAUGGCUGCAUCGGUUCAUCAUUGGCCGUCAAGGUGCCACCAUCCGCAAGAUAACACAAGACUUGCCAAAAGUCCACAUAGAGUUCACAGAGGGCCAGGACAAGAUAGUAAUUGAGGGUCCCCCAGACGAGGUGGAGCAGGCCCAGAAGGCCCUGGGGGAGAUCACCCAGGACCUGCAGACCAGAAUGGCCUACGCUGAACUGGAUGUGAACCAGAAGUAUCACAAGCAUAUCAUCGGAAAGAAUGGUGCUAACAUUACAAGAAUCAAAAAUGACACUGGUGUUGCAAUCCGUAUUCCCUCUGACAGCGAGGGUAGCCGUAUCAUCCGCAUUGAGGGCGAUCCCAAGGGAGUGGAGAAGGCCAAGGCAGAGCUUAUGGAGAUGGUGGAGAAAAUGGAAAAUGAGCGUAGCAAGGACAUCAUGAUAGAGCAGCGUUUCCACAGGACCAUCAUCGGGGCCAAGGGCGACAAGAUUAAAGAGGUGCGGGACAAGUUCAACCAGGUACAGAUCACUUUCCCUGACCCAGGCAAGAAGAGCAACAUUGUCACCCUGCGUGGACCCAAGAACGACGUGGAGAAAUGCUACAAGUACCUGCAGCAGAUGCACCAGGAACUGAUUGCUGUGAACUACCAAGCUGAGGUGCACAUCUUCAAGCAGUUCCACAAGAACAUCAUUGGCAAAGGUGGCGCCACCAUCAAGAAGAUCCGUGAGGAGACCGAUACUCGUAUUGACUUGCCCAGUGAGGCUAGCGACUCUGAUGUCAUUGUCAUUACAGGCAAGAGGCAGAAUGUGGAGACGGCCAAGGCCAAGAUUGAGGCUAUUCAGAAAGAAUUGGCCAACAUAAAAGAAAUCACCAUAGAAAUUCCUCACAAGCACCACAACUCCAUCAUUGGUGCCAAGGGACGUCUCAUCCGCUCCAUCAUGGAGGACUGCGGUGGCGUCAUAGUGCGCUUCCCACCAGAGGGUGGUAAAAGCGACAAGGUUGUCCUGCGUGGUCCAAAAGACGAUGUUGAGAAGGCGAAGAAGGAACUCCUGGCCCUGGCUGACGAGAGGCAAACUCACGGCUUCACUGCAGAAAUCAAAGCUAAACCUGAUUUCCACAAAUUCUUGAUUGGACGUAAUGGGGCCAACAUCAGAAAGGUACGUGAAAGCACAGGUGCGCGUGUCAUCUUCCCGACCUCCAAGGAUGCAGACCAGGAGACCAUCAGUAUCAUCGGGACCGAGGAGAGCGUGAGCACCGCCAAGACUGAACUGGAGGCCAUGAUCAAGGAACUGGAAAAUGUUGUUGAGGGUGAAAUCAGCGUAGACCCCAAGUACCACCGCCAUUUUGUUGCCCGCCGUGGCGAGGUGCUGCACACCAUAGCUGCUGAUUACGGAGGUGUCUCAGUCAGCUUCCCACGCAGUGGCAUGAAGAGCGACAAGGUGGUCCUGAAAGGGGCAAAGGAUUGUAUAGAAGGUGCCAAGAAGAGAAUUGCUGAGAUUGUGGCUGAACUGGAGUCCCAGGUGACUAUAGAAUGUGUGAUCCCCCAGCAGUACCACAGGACAGUGAUGGGCACCAAGGGGUCCAGGGUGCAGGAAGUCACCAAAGACCACAAUGUCGGCAUCAAGUUCCCUGACAGGCCUCAGGCCAACGGAGCUGGGGAUGGAAAGGGAAAUGCUAAGCCGCAGGUGAACGGAGACGUUGAUGUGAAUGGUGACACACAUGUAGAUGGUGCUGGUGAUGCUGAGCAUGAUCAAGACAAGCCCAAGAAGCAAGAUAUUAUCUUGAUCACAGGGAAGAAGGAAGACUGCGAGGCUGCAAAGGAAGCUUUGAUGGCACUUGUUCCUAUCACAGAAGAAGUGAACGUCCCAUUUGACUUCCAUCGUUUCAUCAUUGGCCAACGCGGCCGCGACGUUCGAAAGAUGAUGGAGGAGUUUGAUGUGAACAUUUCCAUCCCGCCCGCUGAUAACAGGAGUGACAUCGUCAAGGUUACGGGGCCCCGCGCCAACGUUGCCAGGGCAGUUGAGGGGCUGAAUGCAAGAGUGGAGGAACUGGAGAAGGAGAAAGAGGACAGGGCUUUAAAGAACUUCUCACUGGAGGUGAGAGUGGACCCUGCCUACCACCCUAAAAUCAUUGGCCGCAGAGGUGCCGUCAUUUCCAAGAUUCGUGAUGCUUUUGAUGUCAACAUCCAGUUCCCGGAUAAAGGCAGCGAAAACCAGGAUGUGAUCACCAUCACAGGUUAUGAGAAGAGCGCCAAAGAGGCCAAGGAUGAGAUUAUGAAGCUUGUUGGUGAACUGGACAACAUGAUAACUGAGGAAGUCAACCUGGAUCAUCGCGUGCAUUCUCGUAUCAUAGGACAGAAGGGACGUCAGGUCCGCAAGAUCAUGGAUGACUACAAGGUUGACAUCAAGUUCCCGCGCUCCAGUGACAAUGACAACCCAGACCUGGUGGUGAUCACAGGCAUGGAGGACAAUGUUCUGGAUGCCAAGGACUACCUGCAGAACCUGGAGGAGGAAUAUCUUCAGGAUGUCCUAGACAGGGAAUCUAUGCGCCAGUACAUGCACCCCAGCAAACAAGAGCAGUCCCAUCCCAAGCAGAACCACGGCCCGGGAUUCCAGGUACGGGACGCACCUUGGGACAAACAGGCGCCAAACAUGGAGAGCACUGAGGAUUUCCCCUCCUUCGCGUCUGGCGGCGGGGGUGUUGCCGCAGGUGGCGGGGCUCCUUCCUGGGGCCCAGGAAGCAGGCGGUUUUAAAAAGAAAAAAAUUGCUGGUUAAAAAAGCUUCGGAGAUGUGUGUGUCAUGAUAACUGGUCUGUGCCAUUCUGCAGGUUUUGCUGUUUAUGCUGGCAUCAUGGGACUCUGGGAGGCUGUUCAGUAGUCCUCGUUCUCUAGCAUUGCAUGUUUGUAGAAUGGUACCAGACUUUGUGUAACUUUUGAACUUUUACAAGCAGGGUAUAUUAUUAUUAUUAUUACCAUGAUAGUUUUUGACUGACCAGAUGUGGUGCAGGUCAUAAGGAGGUGGAUAUUUUAUUAAAGAAUUUCCCUGCAUUUGCCUUAUUUAAUCAACCAAAAAAAUUGCAACAUUUGAAAAAAAAAUAUAUAGAAACAUAUCCACGAGAUUGACGUCUGAUGUUCUGUAUAGAAUAACAGGGAGGGGGGAAAGGUGUGUGAUGACAAUAUUUGUUUUUUUAGUUAAUUAUUUAUUUCACAUAUAUUGGGAGAUAGUGUUUUGUCAUAAAGAUUGGUGCAAAGAUAAAGGGAGGACUGAGCUUCAAGUCUGACAUUUUGCACAUUGAUUAUUAUCAGACAUUUUCCUACCAGAAAGGACUUUCUUUCCACACAAUCUACCAAUCUUUUGAAGAAAAUUCAAAACACUGCAAAAGAGAGGGGGGGGGGUAUUCAACAUGGAAAUUUUGCGCAUUUAGGUGCUCGGGCAAGCUAGUUAGUCAGCUGAAGCCAGUGAUAUAUUGUCUAUUGGCUGGACUGCUUUGUGGAUCAAUGUAUUGAAAUCAUCGUAUUUAAGAUGUCAUUUUGAAAUAUUUAAAACUGCUGGUUAUAUCUACUUGCUUAAGUUGACAACUAGUAAUCAUAUUAUGCAGUGCUUAAACUCUUCUCCCUCAAAUUGCCAAGCCCAAUAUAAACACAUAUGCUGCCAUAUUAUAAUUUAUGCAAGUGAAGAGUUUCUUUACAUGUCAGUUUAAAUGUUGGUAAACAUAGUUGUAGUCAAAACAGGUACCUUGCCAGCCUGAUUGCUUAUAAGUGGUUGUUAUUUUAUUUUUUUUGUCAGUUGAAUUUGUUGGUUGUUACCUUUCAGGUUGGCAUGCCAAGUAUUCCUAGUCAAGUGAAUUACAAGUACAUUGUAAAGUGCAAAUGCAGAUAAGCCCCAAUACACUACUAGUGUCUGUUUUUAUCUUUAAUUUCAUUUUUGCCUAGAAAAGAAAUUUAAAGAAGACUGCUAUUUGUAUAUGUAGACAAACAUUUAGUAUGUAUCUGAAAAGAGGCUUUACUAUUUUUUGCUUGCAUGGCUCACUAAGUGGUUUUGUCAUGGCAGGUGCUGCCAUCUAUUCAUAAGUAGGAGGGCUUGUCAUAAAAAGUGCUGCCACCUGUUCAUAAUUUUUUUAAAAUUACUUUUUUUGUGUUGCAUGCUGCCACCAGUCAUUAUGCAAGUUUGCACAGGAAAUAUUCUGUCCUUAAAAGGCAGCUGCUGACAAGUCAAUAAGACUUGUUCACAAAUAUACACACACACAUAUAUAUAUAUAUAUAAUAAUUUUAAGAAUUUAUGAAUGCUUGCACAAACAAGACUGGGCACUUUUCAGAUCCAUUCCAUUUUCAAUUCAAUAUAAUCUUAAGGUCUUGAGUGACUGAGAAUGUAUUAUGCUUUACCCAGAAAUGGCCAGCAAACCAAAAUACUUGUAUCUGUUGUACAGAGGUGAGAACUCUCGUGGUGUCACUCAAAAUUAGAAUAAUUGUUUAUUGACAUUUUGUGUGAUAGGACGGGGCGUUCUUCGCCACCACAAGUAGAAAUAGUGGGGCUGAGGAUGCAAUACCUGUUUAUAAUCAUCAUCUUUAUUAUUAUUAUUAUUGAUAAUUAAUUAAACAAGUGGAGUGGUAGUUCACUUGUCACGCUCUUUACUUCUAGUUAUUCAUCUGCUGUGAAGACUGAAAAAUAGUUUCUUCCUGCUGAUGUCUUUGUGUUCUUCAACGUACAGUCCACAGUAGAUGUGUAAAAAGAAGCAGAGGGCGUUUCAUUUCAUCCACUGGAAACUGUUGUUACGUAGUUUAUGAAUUUAGAAAUGUUUCGAAGGUGGAGGAAAUUUUGAAUUCCCAUGACGUUAUCUUUAGUAGUAUUUUCUUGAAAAAAAUUUUUAAAAAGGAUCGAAGAAUUUUUGUUGAUCAAAGUGUUGACUUUGACUUGGAGGUGAUUUUCUUUGAUGAGAUGUUACAUUGUAAAAUGUGAUUCAAAUCACUUUCAUGUUGACUUGUAGUUUUGAAUCUUUGAGAUUGAUGAUAUAUAUGAAAAUAAAUCAAUCUGAAUAAAA
Molecule: messenger RNA, 6454 nt
Organism: Lingula anatina
Lineage: Eukaryota; Metazoa; Brachiopoda; Lingulata; Lingulida; Lingulidae
Product: vigilin
Molecular function (GO): mRNA binding
Source: RefSeq, a predicted model, not a curated record